AUGAUCUGCCUCUCCAAAGCGGACGAGGCCUCGUUCAAAGAAAUGUCUUUCAACCAGAGCCCUGCUCCCCUGUCCGGCGAGAACACCACUCGCCAGGAUCUCAACGGAAUCUCCAAUCUGCGCGAGCUCGUUUCUGCCGGUCAGAACAGCCACGAGGCAGGUCCCGGAGCAGGAGGUGGAGGCAUGGCUUUGGCGGCAUCUGCUGGUUCCGGUGCUGAUGAAAAGCAUUACCAGGGCUUCCCCCACCCGGGAAGUCCUGGCGUGGGAAGACAGUCUCCUGAACUGUCCUCACGCCACUGGGCGACGUUUGGUGGUGAAGACCAGCGUCUCCUCUCUCAGGCUGCAUCUCCUUUCGAGACUCGGCCCUGCUGCAGUUUCUGGGGAUGGGCUGCCUGGAUAUCCUCCGUCCUUUCCGUUUCCUUCAUCCUGACCUUUGCCAUCGUCUGCUUCUCUCCCUCUUCUUCUUCUGCCCCGAUUACCACUACUACUAUUACUGCUGCAUCUUCUGCACCUGAUGACCUCGCCCCGCGCGAUGAAACCUCCUCACCCUCGCCCGUCACGUUCGCUUCUCUCCUCAGAAAGCGCGACACCUGUGAGCAGGGUGGCGUCAAGGGCGACACCUACGACACGCCCCUGCACGUCGGUGCCCUCCUCCUCAUCUGGUUCGUGUCGACGGCCGGCUCAUCGUUUGCCCUGCUGGCCCAGAAGGUUUCUUGCCUCCGAAUCCCCGCUCGCUUCUUCUUCGUCGUCCGCCACUUUGGAACCGGCGUCCUCAUCGCCACGGCCUUUGUCCACCUUCUGCCCACCGCCUUCGUUUCCCUCAACGACCCAUGCCUGGGAUCCUUCUUCACCGACGGCUACCAGGCCCUCCCAGGGGCCAUUGCCCUAGGUGCCGUCUUCCUGGUCACCAUCAUCGAGAUGGUCUUCCACCCAUCGCGCCACUGCACCAGCGCCUUGCCCCUGACCCGCGGUCCCGACAUCGACAACGACGAUGAGAAGGUGGCCAAGGUCACCCCUCCCGACUCAGAUAUCCCCCGCAGCCCCAUUCAGGGUAUGGUACGCGACCUCGCUUCCCCAAAGGGCCGCACCUCGAGCGUCGGCCGCGCCCUCAGCCACCUCCACAGCAACGGAGAGGCCAGCGACGGCGAGAUGGCCGCCGUCGACAUGGAGCAGCUCUCUGGCCCUGGUCCCAGUGCCGAACAGAAGCUCCGCAAGGAACGCCUGCAGGUCCUCCUGCUCGAGAUGGGUAUCCUCUUUCACUCGGUCUUCAUCGGGAUGUCUGUCAGUGUCGCUGUCGGUACCGACUUCAUCGUUCUCCUCAUUGCCAUUGUCUUCCACCAGACCUUUGAGGGUCUCGCUCUUGGCUCCCGUAUCGCUGCCAUCAACUGGGGAGAGGGCAGCCGCCAGCCCUGGAUCAUGGCUAUCGCUUACGGACUGACCACGCCCCUCGGACAGGCCCUGGGCAUUGCCACUCACACCCUGUAUAGUCCCGACUCGGCCGUCGGUCUCAUCGUCGUCGGUGUCAUGAACUCCAUCUCGGCCGGACUGCUCACCUUUGCCUCCCUUGUCGAGCUCAUGGCCGAGGACUUCCUCAGCGACGACAGCUGGAAGCACCUCCGCGGAAAGUCUAGAGUUCUUGCCUGUCUUCUCGUCUUCGUCGGAGCCUUUGGCAUGAGCCUUGUCGGUGCCUGGGCCUAA
Molecule: messenger RNA, 1698 nt
Organism: Geosmithia morbida
Lineage: Eukaryota; Fungi; Ascomycota; Sordariomycetes; Hypocreales; Bionectriaceae
Product: Zinc transporter ZupT
Exons: 3
Coding region: 1-1698 (565 amino acids)
Biological process (GO): zinc ion transmembrane transport
Cellular component (GO): plasma membrane
Molecular function (GO): zinc ion transmembrane transporter activity
Source: RefSeq, a predicted model, not a curated record